Molecule: messenger RNA, 4032 nt
Organism: Ictalurus punctatus (channel catfish)
Lineage: Eukaryota; Metazoa; Chordata; Actinopteri; Siluriformes; Ictaluridae
Product: putative leucine-rich repeat-containing protein DDB_G0290503
Exons: 46
Coding region: 69-3935 (1288 amino acids)
Molecular function (GO): protein binding
Source: RefSeq, a predicted model, not a curated record
GUGUGUGUGUGUGUGAGAGAGAUCAGAUAUAUAAGCAGUGGAAGUGACAGUGACAGUCAGUUAGAGCGAUGGCGUGGAUUCAGCUUCUCCUCUUCUCUUGUCUCUCCUUGACUCCUCUCACUACACUGUCUCACACUGUACCUGGAGAUGUACCUGAUGAUUAUGAGCGUCCAUUUACAAGUAUUUGUGACGGCAUUUUCACAGAACUGAGCAACUGCAAUCAGAGACUGUUGGAGAAAACUGAGUACAGCUUUAAUAUCGAGAAAGAUCUGUUUGUUUUGAAGGAUCAGCUGAGGGUGAUCAGAGUCUCGUGUCUAAAUGCCUCUCAGGCGUCCUCACUUCAGAUCGCAGCUCUGCAGAACCAGCUGGACCGUUUCCUAAAGCAGCUCACUAAUAAAACUGCAGGACCUGCUGAAGUCGUGUUAAACAUCCUGCAGGAGUAUGUGGAAGUUCAGAAACUCGAGUUGUCCCUUGUAACUGAGACGGAUCCGAGGAAGAUCGCAGAGAUGGAGAAACAACUGAAAAAGGCAAGAGCUGAUCUGGAAACACUGAAUGGAAACCUGGGCAAGCUAGAGUGCCAAACAGCAAACAUCCAAAAUAUUGUAAAGCCGGUUAUCAGACUGCAGGAUGAGAUUGUGGAGCUGUACAGGAGGCAGGCGCUGCUGCUGAACACACACACUCAGUUCACAGCUGUUCAGAGACAACUGGAGAAGAAGAAAAGUCUGCUGUCUGACCUGCAGGAGGAGAAGGAGGAGAAAGGAGACGACAGAACCAUCAAUGAGCAGAUUGAUGCAGUGGAGCAGGAACUGAGCGAGUUACAGGGACAGUUAGACAACCUGACAAUAACUCUCUCUCAGAAACCAAAGCUGGAGAAGGAGCUGCAGGAGAAGAGAACACAGCUGGAGGCCAAACUGGAGCAAUUGAAGAAUGACAGUCAGGAGCUCAUCUCUCAGAUCCUCAGUCUGCAGUUGGAGUUGAGGGUGAGACAGGUGGAAGUUCAGGGAGAGAUUACAGAUGUUGAGAAAGAGCUGAGUGAGAAAUCAGAGAGGAUUGCGCAAUUGCUUGGCCGUAAUCAGUUUUUGGAGAAGAAGCUUGCUGACACACAGGCAGAAUGCAAUGACCUUCAGGAAAAUUUCAAUGAAUUAUUAAACAAAGUGGAAGAUUUGACUGGAAAGCUGCCUGAUUUAAACCUGAAGCAGAUUCUGGACAUUGUGUCUCUGGACAUUGGCAUCAACAACCUCGAGGACAGAAUCCGAUCCGAGACGUCCGAGUCCAAGAGAACCGAACUGGAGAAAGAGCUGAGAGAGAAGAAGGAACAACUCGAGUCGAAGAAGAAGGAACUGCAGACCAGUGACGAUCUGAACACCAGAAUAAUUCUGACCAUACUCUCCAAGUUGGAGGAGAUGAGGAAGCUUCAGAGUCAGAUCCUGGAUGGAGACAGUUUGGACCAAAUCAAAGAGAAGAAAGAGGAAGUGCUCGGCUUGCUCUCCGAACUGGACGACUCGAACCUGGCCAAAACUGUGCUGAAGAACUUGGUCUUGCUGUCGGAUGAGACUCACCUAAAGAAACUCAUAUCAAACAUCAAACAGAAGGCGGACAAACAGAUAGCAGAACUGCAGGAGGAAGUGAGGAAGAAGGAGGAGGAGCUGAAGAGGAAAACCACAGAACUGGGAAAGAAGGACAGUGACGUAGCCACACUGACUAAAGAGGUCAGGGAUUUGAGGGAGGAACUGAAGAACCUUACCAAACAAGUGAGAGACGUGGAGAACGCUUCGGCAUCACGGCUCGGAGAACUGGAGAAGCAGCUGAAGGAGACGAGGCAGGAGCUGGAGGAAGGGAACAAGGCUCUGCAGGAGAAGGAUGCAGACUUAGCAAAGAAAGUGAUAAAGAUCACGGAGCUCCUUGAGGAACUGAGACAGACUAAAGAGGAAGCCAACAGGAGAAACCAGGAGGCUGCAAACAGGAUCACAGAUCUGGAGGGGAAACUGAAGAAGCAGGAGGAGGAAAAUAAAAGAUUGCAGGGUGCGCUGACGGAGGCCACACAGUGCAAUGACCUCAAAAAAUCUAAUGACGAACUGAAGGCUGAGUUUCAGGAUACAGUUUCGAAGCUGAAUGACACACUCCUUCAUCAAGUGUUUACAAUCCAAACUCUCACCCAGGACGUAAAGUUGCUGGAGGAUAAAUUCAACUCAUCGGAGGGAAACCUCGAUGAGCUGAAUCAGAGACUGCAGGAGAAGAAAGCGGAGCUCGAGGAGGCCAAGAAUAAGAUAAAGAAGCAUAGAGGAGAAUCUCUCAAAUUUCUGAAAUUACUCGAGGAGCUGAGGAAGGUGAACAGGAAGCAGGAGGAACACAUCCAGGAGUAUUUAGCUCAGAUUAAACGACUGGAGAAGGACAUGGAGGAGAUGUUGGCUCAACUCUCAGCCACCGGAAACGAGAAAUCUAAACUGGCCAUCCAGGUGAUCUUUCUAAAGGAGGAGGUGUCCCAGUUAACUAAAGGGCUUGCAGGACUUAGAAAGGAGCACCAGGAGAAGACUGCAGGUUUGGAGGAGGAGAUAGAAGAGAAGAAUAAAGAGAUUGCGUACCUAAAGAGAAGCGGCUGUGAGAAUCAGAUAUCUGAUCUUCAGCGGGAGCUGAGGGCGAAACAGAAGAAGAUGGAACAGCUGAAGAGAGAGAACGCUGCUCAGAUUGGGGAGCUGGAAAAACAUCUCGCUGAGAAGAACCGCAAACUGGAAGAGAGCCGUGAGGAACUGAAGGAGCGCGACUCGCAGAACGCUGGCCUAAUUGAGCGAUUAGCUGAUCUGAGUGAACAGUUGAACACAGUGGCGGAAGACAACGAGCAAGACAAACAGACAACACAGAAACGCAUCUCCGAACUUGAAGAGCAGCUGAAGAAAAAGGAGCAGGAGCUUUCAGAGCUGAACAGCAAUAACUCAGAUCUUGAAGAGCAGCUGGAGCAAAAGGAGAAGGAACUUUCAAACCUGAAGAACAAUAACACAGAUGUGAUUGAUGAGAACGAGCGUCUGCGAGAUGAUGUGACGAGACUGAACGAGCGAGUAAAGGAGCUGCAGAAUCUUGAAGAGCAGCUGGAGCAAAAGGAGAAGGAACUUUCAAACCUGAAGAACAAUAACACAGAUGUGAUUGAUGAGAACGAGCGUCUGCGAGAUGAUGUGACGAGACUGAACGAGCGAGUAAAGGAGCUGCAGAAAAGUGAAGAGCAGCUGAAGCAAAGGGAGAAGGAUCUUUCAGACCUGAAUAAAAACACAAAUGUGACUGAUGAGAACGAGCGUCUGCGUGAUCUUGUGACGAGACUGAACGAGCGAGUAAAGGAGCUGCAGAAACAGCCAGUUACGGCGAAACCACCAAACGACAUCACUGUCUUCUCUCUGGAGUUCGACCCACAGACAGCUCACCGGAGAUUCCAUAUCUCUACUGAUGGACGUACGGCGAGUGGUGCUGAGAACGCAAGAGAUGUACGUGAUAAUCCGGAGCGCUACGACACGGCGAUCGCUGCCCUCACAAAAACGGGCUUCACCUCAGGGAGGUGCUACUGGGAGGUACAGGUGAAGGACCGUUCAUGCUUCGUGGUGGGCGUAGCGGCUGAAACGGCGCCCCGGAAAGGAGAGAUCAAGUACAAGCCCAAUAAUGGCUACUGGACCAUACUGAGAAAGAAGGAUGGGCGGCACCAGGCGCAAACCGAACGGCCCAUUACACUCCGCUUCUCGGACAACCUCUCCAUCAUCGGGGUCCUCACCGACUUCACCAAGGGGGAGGUGGCCUUCUACAACGCCCAAACCAGAGCGCUCAUCUACAAUUUCAGAGAGAACAACUUAACAGAGAAGCUGUACCCGUAUGUGGGCACCUGCACCGACGAGAAUCCACAUGAGUCGGCCAUAGAGCUGCUGCAGACUCGCCCGCCACUGUGGCUCAAGGAAUAAUCAAACGCACGUCAAUUUCCGCUAGACGCUUCAUUGAAAAAUGCCCACACGCUUGUAACAGUUGUAUUAAUUCCUAAAGUAAAAAAAUGACUUGCAA